Molecule: messenger RNA, 1335 nt
Organism: Beta vulgaris subsp. vulgaris (sugar beet)
Lineage: Eukaryota; Viridiplantae; Streptophyta; Magnoliopsida; Caryophyllales; Amaranthaceae
Exons: 1
Coding region: 1-1335 (444 amino acids)
Source: RefSeq, a predicted model, not a curated record
AUGGCCACAGUUAGGUCUUUGCUUGCUAUAGCUGCCAUCCAAGGUUGGCAUUUACAUCAGAUGGAUGUAAAAAAUGCCUUCCUUCAUGGAGAAUUACAAGAACAUGUCUAUAUGAAGCUACCACCUGGAUAUCUAGGAGUAGGUCACAGGCUUGAAAUGCAACAAGAUGGAGUGUAUGAGAAAGAUCCUAACAACACUAAGGUGUGCAAGCUGCAGAAGUCAUUGUAUGGGCUUAAACAAGCACCCAGACAAUGGUUCUCUAAACUCAGUAGUGCUUUGAAGCAACAUGGGUUUGUUCAAGCAAAGUCAGACUACUCUCUGUUUAGCAAACGGAAAAUGGGUGCAAUACUCAUCAUCCUAGUCUAUCUGGAUGAUCUUAUCAUUGCUAGCAAUGAUAUGAAUGAAAUUCAUGACAUAAAGAAGUUAUUGAGCUCUCAUUUUCAGAUGAAGGACUUGGGAAUACUAAGGUAUUUCCUAGGAAUUGAGCAGGUUGAUCAAUGCAAACAAGGUAUCUUUCUCUCCCAGAAGAAAUAUGUUCAAGAUCUUCUUCAUGAAUAUGGUAUGAUCAACUGCAAGGCUGUUAGGCUGCCCAUGGACAGUCACACCAAGCUAAGCACAACAGCUGGUGACCCUUUACCUCAAGUUGAACCUUAUCAGAGGCUUGUUGGUAAGCUAAUCUACUUGUCCUUAACUAGACCAGAUGUCACAUUUACUAUCCAUGUUCUCAGUAGGUUCAUGCAUCAACCUACCACAGUUCACAUGCAAGCUGCCAAGAGGGUGCUUAGGUACUUCUCAGGGUCUAUAAGUCAAGGGAUCCUUCUUGCAAACAGCUCUCAGGCUCAUCUUCAAGCAUUCUGUGAUAAUGACUGGGCAGGAUGUGCCAGCACUAGAAGAUCAACAUCUGGAUUUUGCAUCCUUCUUGGCAACUCUCCUAUUUCAUGGAAGUCCAAAAGACAGUCUGUAGUGGCUAGAAGUAGUGCUGAAGCAGAAUAUAGGUCAAUGACUUUGACCAUUUGUGAAGUUAUGUGGCUAAAGCAAUUAUUCAAGGGCCUUGGAGUCACUCAUAUGGACAAGACUCCUCUUUAUUGUGACAAUCAAGCAGCUCUUGCCAUUGCUUCAAAUCCAGUGCAUCAUGAAAAAACCAAGCAUGUAGACAUUGACUGUCAUUUUAUCAGAGACAAAACAAGUGAAGGUGUGAUUGUUCCCUCCUAUGUGCCUAGCAAGCAGCAAGUUGCAGAUGUUUUCACCAAACUUCUCUCAAUUCAGCAGCAUCAGAAGCUCUUAUCCAAGCUGGGAGUUCAGCUUCCUCCUCACUCACAGCUUGAGGGGGAGUGA